AUUUAUUAUUUCAACCAUACAUAUAUGUUUUCUCUUAAAUUAUAAUAAUUUCGGGUUCGGGGUUCAGAAACGCAAACCAAAGCCACGGGAAGUAAACAAAGUUGAAGCUUUGAAUUCUGCUGAACAUAAGAUGGAGGGAGCACAGAAUGAUGAUGGAGAUGAAGGCUUCGCUGAAGAUAACACACCAGAUGAUGAACUGGUCCCCAUGGAUGUUAAUCUGACAGCUGGGGCUGAGGGGGAAGAUGAAGUAUUAAAUGGACCAAAGGCUACAGUAUUCUACACGACCGGUGACCAGGGGGAGGAGAAGGAAUUCUCUAAGGAGGAGGUGGAGGAGAUGAUGAAAUCAGACGCCUAUCAGAGGAAGAUUGACACCUGUCAUCUAUGUGGUAAAUGUUGGUAUGAUGGUAAAUCGAGUCAGAAUUGUCGUGAAUGUGGAGGUUACCCCCUACAGCGCCCCUGUCCUAUAUGUGACGGUCGCUGUAAAAAGACCUGGACCAGGAACGUCAAGUCCUCACAUUCUUUUCAUGAGGCCCAUUGGGAAGGUACAUGUAGCUUGCCUCCAAAUCUUCAGAGAGCCUACUUCAUGGAGAAAUUCACAGAUUCCUCGGAGAAGGUCAUAAUGGAGGGCAUGCAGGAUUUAUCAACAAGAUAAUACAAGUUCCUCUUGAAGCAAGUCAAGGACUUUUUUUUGACAGAAUGUUGAAGCAAUGUUGUUGACAUUUGUAUGGAUCUUAGCAUAAUAAGUGUAUUUAUAGCUUUAAAAAGCCUGACUAAUGUGAUAAUUUUAUUCAUUUUGCAGAUAGUUUAUAGGUGUUUUGAUACAUAUUUCUUACCAUUUGAGUUGCUGGAUUAACUAUCAGAUGGGGUUAAAUGUGCAUUACUUUUGUGCUAUAUUUUUCAUUCAGUG
Saccostrea cuccullata (small rock oyster) is the source of this 907-nucleotide messenger RNA. RefSeq lists its product as uncharacterized. Bases 131 to 652 code for a protein of 173 amino acids. The record is from RefSeq and is a predicted model, not a curated record. The transcript is spliced from 5 exons. NCBI's taxonomy places the organism in Eukaryota, Metazoa, Mollusca, Bivalvia, Ostreida, Ostreidae.